AUGGGUAAAAAGACCGUCACUUUUGCUGACGACAAAAACUCGGAAAAAAACGAAAAGUCUUAUGAGCAGGCAAAGAGAACAACCUCUGUCGAAAAACGCCUGACGGAUCCGAUAAAAAAUGUUGAGGACAAAUGGCAGCUCCUACCAGCCUUCCUGAAAGUAAAGGGUUUGGUGAAACAACAUAUCGAUUCCUUCAAUUACUUCAUCGAGACUGAAUUGAAAAAAAUCAUCCGGGCAAACGACAUGAUUACCUCGGAUGUUGAUCCGUCUUUCUGGUUAAAAUAUCUUGACAUUAAGAUUGGUCCACCCGAAAGACCAGACACCGAUCACGAGUCGCAUCAAAGCAUAUUUACUCCACACGAGUGUCGUUUACGCGAUUUAACAUACUCGGGAAACAUUUAUGUGGACGUUGAAUAUGUUCGCGGCAAGACGAGGGUUAUCCGCAAAGACACGAUCAUCGGAAAGUUGCCCAUCAUGCUUCGAAGUUCAAAGUGCGUAUUAACGGGUAAAUCCGAAGCGGAGCUGGCCAAAAUGUUCGAAUGCCCUUUGGACCCAGGUGGCUAUUUCAUAAUAAAGGGAACGGAAAAGGUUAUACUCAUCCAAGAGCAACUCUCAAAGAAUCGAAUUAUUGUUGAAGGUGAUAAAAAGGGCCUUGUUCAGGCUUACGUGACAAGUUCGACCCACGAACGGAAGAGUAAAACGUACAUAGUUGCAAAGAACGACGCGAAAAAUGAUAAAAUAAUGUUGAAACACAAUUCGAUUUCAGAAGAGAUUCCGAUCGUUAUUGUGAUGAAGGCCAUGGGUAUACAGUCUGACAAAGAGAUAGCGCAAUUAAUUUCCGGAGGAAAUCAGACAUUUCUGAAUAUGUUCUCUCCCAACAUUGAGCACGCAGCAAAAAUUAAGAUAUUCACUCAAAAGCAAGCUUUGGACUAUAUUGGAAGUAAAGUCAAGGUGACGCGAAAGAUAGCGAAUGUUCGUAGACCCAUGGCCGAAGAAGCGCUGGAGAUCCUUGCAACGGUGGUGCUCGCUCACGUUCCUGUGGUCGACUUAAAUUUUCAGCCAAAGGUUAUUUACAUCGCUAUAAUGAUUCGACGUGUUUUGAUGGCCCUAGCAAACGAAAAUCUUGUAGACGAUCGAGAUUAUGUUGGAAACAAAAGAUUAGAACUCGCCGGAUCAUUGCUAUCUCUUUUAUUCGAAGAUUUAUUUAAAAAAUUUAAUUUCGACCUCAAAUUGAACAUCGAUAAACUACUGAAGAAACCCAAUCGAGCAUCAGAAUUUGAUGCACACAAGCAGUUGAUGCAACACGGCGAUUGCAUUACGAAUGGUUUUGUUCGUGCUAUUGCCACUGGCAAUUGGUCAUUAAAACGAUUUAAAAUGGAGAGAGCUGGGAUCACCCAUGUUCUUAGCAGGUUGAGUUACAUCUCGGCGUUGGGAACCAUGACCAGGAUAACUUCACAGUAUGAGAAGACAAGAAAGAUAAGUGGCCCUCGAGCCCUCCAACCGUCACAAUGGGGUAUGUUGUGUCCUGCCGACACUCCCGAAGGGGAGGCUUGCGGAUUGGUCAAAAACCUUGCUCUUAUGACCCACAUAACAACCGAUGACGAAGAGGGACCUCUCAGAAGGCUUGCGUUUAACCUUGGUGUUGAGGAUGUCAGUAGUCUCACAGGCAGUGAGCUUUAUCAGCCAAAUUCAUACAUGGUUUUCUUGAAUGGUCUCAUGCUUGGUAUUACGCAACAACCCUCGGGGUUUGUCAAGGAUUUCCGGAGUUUGCGUCGUUGUGGACGAAUAUCCGAGUUUGUCAGCAUUUACGUGAACCACCAUCACAUGGCUGUUCACAUCGCCUCCGACGGUGGACGCGUGUGCCGCCCCCUAAUAAUAGUAGAAUCUCAAGUACCGAAAGUGACAUCUGAACACAUUAAGAAAUUAAAACAGGGCCAAAUGAAAUUCACGGAUUUUUUAGCGCAAGGUCUUGUCGAAUACUUGGAUGUGAAUGAGGAAAAUGAUUCAAACAUUGCUAUCUAUGAACGUGAAAUUGUUCAUCAAACAACACACCUUGAAAUUGAGCCAUUUACUAUUUUGGGAGCCGUGGCAGGUUCAGCACUGAUAUACCUUAAUUUAAAAUUAAUUAGGUAUCAAUGUGCUAUGGGAAAACAGGCCAUCGGCGCCAUCGCCUAUAAUCAACUUCGUAGAAUAGAUACCCUACUAUACCUGAUGGUUUACCCCCAACAACCGAUGGUUAAGACGAAGACCAUUGAAUUGGUUGGAUACGACAAGCUUCCGGCAGGACAAAAUGCCAUUGUUGCAGUUAUGAGUUACUCUGGUUACGAUAUCGAAGAUGCAUUAGUUCUCAACAAGGCGUCAGUUAAUCGUGGAUUCGGUCGCUGUCAAGUAAUGAGAAAACACGUUGCCCUAAUGAAAAGAUAUUCGAAUGGUUCUUUUGAUAGGAUAGGGGAUCCACCAGUGGCGACAGAUUUCAAAACAGGACCUUCUGCAGAAAGAUUUAAUAUCUUAGAAAAGGAUGGAAUUGCCGGAGUUGGUGAAAGAGUCAAUCCCGGACAGGUUAUUGUCAAUAGGCAUACACCAACAAAUCUUAACGCCAACAUUCCCAUCAAUAUGCCUAUAGCCAACGCUCCAACUAUUCAAUUCACUUGGAAACAUGCGCCCUUAACUUAUAAAUCACCCGAAUCGGGUUAUAUUGACAAGGUUUGUGUAACUACCACCGAACAAGAACAAACUCUCAUAAAAGUCCUAAUAAGACAGACACGCAUACCCGAGCUGGGAGAUAAAUUCUCGUCGCGUCAUGGCCAAAAAGGUGUAUGCGGCAUUAUCGUGCCACAAGAGGACAUGCCUUUUGCGGAUACUGGUAUUUGCCCCGACAUUAUAAUGAAUCCUCACGGCUUUCCGUCACGUAUGACAGUGGGUAAAAUGAUUGAAUUGUUGGCUGGUAAAGCUGGAGUAUUAAAGGGAGAAUUGCAAUAUGGAACUGCAUUUGGUGGUAGCAAAGUUGAAGAUAUGAGUAAGAUCCUAAUCGAACAUGGAUACAAUUAUUCCGGAAAAGAUUAUGUAACUUCAGGGAUAACCGGUGAACCUUUAUCUGCUUAUAUUUUCUUUGGCCCCGUGUAUUACCAAAAAUUGAAGCAUAUGGUCGUGGAUAAAAUGCAUGCUCGCGCUCGGGGUCCGCGUGCCGUUUUAACUCGCCAACCCACCGAAGGUCGAUCGAGAGAUGGCGGUCUGCGUUUGGGCGAAAUGGAACGUGAUUGUCUUGUUGGUUACGGCGCUAGCAUGUUGCUCAUGGAGCGCCUAAUGAUUUCUUCGGAUCAAUUCGAUGUUCACGUUUGCGAGCAAUGCG
Acaulospora colombiana is the source of this 3349-nucleotide messenger RNA. The record is from the annotation of a GenBank genome assembly. NCBI's taxonomy places the organism in Eukaryota, Fungi, Glomeromycota, Glomeromycetes, Diversisporales, Acaulosporaceae.